UAAAACACUAAAUGUUGGAUUGGUUGGGUUAUUCCGUUCUUUUCCGCUGCUUUUCCGUUUUUUUCUAUUAUUGUUAUUGUUAAAAGUUAAUUGAAAGUUUAAACCUGUUUUCGUAAAUUUAGAUUGCCGACACAUUUUGCAUGGACAAAAAUUCUAAAAUAUGAAUUCUUCUUCCAAGAUGGAGAGAUUUUUGCCAAAUGAGUGUUACGUAUGUAAAUCGAGAGACGACUUAAUAAGAUGUGACUGCAACUUGAUCUCCUAUUGCUCCGAAGCACAUCGAUUGAAUCAUUUGCCAAUUCAUGAAAAAUUUUGCAAACUAAUUAAAAAAUUAAUGAUAGAAAAGGAAUUAUCGCACAUUUAUGAAGAACUUACAAAUUUACGUGGGUCCGAAUGGACAACAAAACAAACUGAAAUUUUUGAAGAAAUAAAAAAUAAAUUAGGAAGAAAAGUAAGUCCUUUGGAAUAUGUAAUGUUUCAACGUCCUCGAAUAUGUUUUGUUUGCUAUACAACAGAACAAGAGAAUCUAACAAAUUGUCCUGAUUGCCCAGUGGCAAGUUUUUGUGAAAAUCAUCCUCACGAUAAAAUUCACACUAUAAAUUGUAAAAUAAUGAAACGUUAUUUAAACGUUUUAAACACAGCAGAGGAAUUGAACAUUGACUUGGAAUUUCUCUCUGAUAAUUUUCCAUGUAUUACAGAUGGAAAGGAAACCGGAACUAUGGGCGAACUUACAAAGACAUUCAUAGUAGCUGAUAUGCGGCUUAACUGUACCAAUUCCAGAUUAUUAAAAGUAAGUCUCAUUAACUUAAUGAACAUAUUUUCGAAACUUCAGAAUGCUUUGCAAAAAAUUUACGGCCGGAUUCCAGAAGAAAUUGUCAUUCAUAUUGAUGCACUCUCUUAUAAACAUGCAAUCAGAAGAGAAAAUUAUUGGGAAUUUCUCUUCCAUCUCAAUCCAAUGAUAAGGGAAUUAAAAAUUGUCAUUGUUGUAAAUGAGAUAUUGAACAACAAUUUAGAAAAUUGUUCACUUUGCGAAAGUUGUAGUUCAAAAGGAAAAAAAUUGACUGUUACAAUUUUAGCAAAAUCCUACGACGAUUACAUGCUAGAUGAAAAUUAUCAGAAACCGGAUAUUCUCUUUUACGUGAAAAUCAAUGAUGAAUGUAAUUCCGAAAGAUUAAACAAGUGGAGUGAACUUGAUUUUCCCAUUGUUUUGCGAUUUGAUAUAAAUUCCAAUUUUUGCAAAACACAACAUUUUCUCUCGUUUUCGACAGCGAAGUUUAAAUUCAUUUACGAAGGACAAUUGACAACACCAUUCGCUACAUUAUCGUCAAUUGAAAAUAGAGAUUAUUUUAUAAUUUUACAAUCAAAGGAGAAGAAAGUACUUCAAAAAUCUUGCGGUACAGUUACAGAUAAAAUCUGCGAGGAAACAAUUGAUACAAACAGGACUGAAAUUCCUUUGGAAGUUAAGAAAAUUGGUUUUGAAAAUCUUCAAUAUAAAAAUAAUAGUACAGAUGCUAUUGCGGAUACUUCUAAAAUUACUCCGUCAGAAUUAAAAGACAAUUCUGACAAUAACGAAAAAUCAAAAUUGGAAACAAACGGAAAUCAAUCAGCCGCUGCUUUUCUUCUCAAGGCAUUCAUGAACGAAAAUACAAAAACAAACGAAACCGAAGUUGAGGAAAAUUCUAACAACGAAAAAAUGGAAAAUAAAAAUUUGAAUAUUUUAGCAGAGCCCGCAGUUCAUACGUCGAAUGAUGAACAAAUAAAGGAACAAAAAUCCGAGGACAAAACACUUUCUCCAUCGUCAUCAUCAUCAGUUUGUUCUUUUGUAAUUAUUUCAAAAUCCAAAGAAGAGGAGAAGGAAAAAAAAGAAGAGGAAGUCGAAAAAAAUACUGUGAUUGAGAAUUCCAAACCUGAGGAAAAUGAUAAUUGUUCGAAAUCAAUCGAGAACGAUAAAUCUUCAGACACAGAAGAAGACGAAAAAAAUAAUACUCAACUAAUAGAAAAGCGCAGGGAGGAAGAAGAAGAACAAAAAAAUGAUAAAGACUUUCGUGUUAAGAUGGGAAAUUUCGACAAUUCUCAAACUAAUUUUUCUCAAUUGUUUCUAAUCGAUCACAUUUCAUAUCUUAAUAAAGAAAUCGAUGAGUUACGAAAACGAUUAAAUGCAUCUAUCGAGGAAGUGUCAAAACAACAAACAAAAUAUGAACAAUCCUUUUCGACUUUAAUCGAAGAGAAUAAAUUAAUGAGAAAAGUGUUAUGUGAUAUUGUCAAUACAACUGCUGAUAUUGAUUCAGUACUUAAGAUUAAGUCUUAAAAUCACUAAAAAAAUAAAUACUCUUUUAUAUUAUUUCUAUUUAAAACAAUAUUCACAAAUUCGUUUAUCUUGAAUUUAAAAAUUCAAUGAUUUUCCAUAUUAAUAUUUCUUAACUGCGAUUUUAUAAUUUUAAAAAAUGUUGAAACAAUGUAAUUGUUAUUAUAUUAUAUUCGAAUACAAUGUUGUAAAUUGGCAUUACUUCUAAUUUAAUAUUGUACUAAACUGCCAUUAUUUUUGAUAAA
Molecule: messenger RNA, 2547 nt
Organism: Leptopilina heterotoma
Lineage: Eukaryota; Metazoa; Arthropoda; Insecta; Hymenoptera; Figitidae
Exons: 2
Coding region: 161-2305 (714 amino acids)
Source: RefSeq, a predicted model, not a curated record